AUGUGGAUACCUACAGAAGAGGAGAAAAUCGGAGUUGUGAUCUGCAACUUCCGGUCAUCAACAUGUCAGGCCUUAGUCCUGGAGAUUGGGGAAACUGUACAGAUUUUGGAGAAGAGUGAAGGAUGGUACAGAGGCUUUUCCACCAAGAAGCCUUCUAUCAAGGGGAUUUUCCCAGUCAGCUAUGUCCACUUGAAGAAAUCCACAGUGACCAACAGAGGGCUGUGUGAGACGGUGGUGCCCCUGGAGGACCCCAUCAUCACAGAGACCACCUCCACACUGCAGGAAUGGGGGGUCUUGUGGAAGCAGCUCUAUGUGAAACACAAGGUGGAUCUAUUCCAUAAGCUGCGUCAUGUGAUGAAUGAGCUCAUCGACCUGCGCCGGCAGCUGAUCCAGGGUCACCUCGCCCAGGAUCAGACUCGCGAGAUCAAGCGGCACAUCACUGUACGACUCGACUGGGGCAAUGAGCACCUCGGCUUAGACCUUGUUCCCAGAAAAGAGUUUGAAAUGGUGGAUCAGGAUCAGAUCAGCAUAUCAGAGCUACACAAACUGCAUAUAUCCAGCAGACACUGUGGUCAGCAAAGCACAACCCAGGGUGACAGCACGAGACAACGCCACGGUGACGGUUGCCGUGUCCCUGUGUCACACCACCUCUUCAUCAACCUGAAGAGCUUUACUUACAACAGCAUCAGCGAGGAUGCAGACGUCUUCUUCUCUCUGUAUGAUACUCGGGAGGCCAAACAGAUCAGUGAGAAGUUCAUGGUGAAACUGAACAAAAAUGGAGGACCAAAGAAUCCAGAGAAGGUUGAUCGUCUGUGUGCUCUCUUCACGGACCUAAGCAGUAAAGACUUGAAGAGAGAUCUGUACAUUGUUGCACAUGUCAUAAGAACUGGUCGAAUGCUGCUGAACGACUCAAAGAAAGGCCCCCCCCAUGUGCAGUACAGACGACCUUAUGGCUGCGCCGUUCUUGCCAUGAGUGACGUUUUCCACACGAUCACAGACCUCAAAGAGGAGAAGGACUUUGUGCUCAAAGUUUACACAUGUAACAAUGAGAACGAGUGGCACCAGAUACAGGAGAACAUCAUCCGCAAGUCCAACACCAAGUACUCCGCUCCCAGCACCAACUAUGGCCUCAUCAUUUCCCUGCAGCUGCUGCGAGGUGAGCUGGAACAAAUCCGACGGGAGAACCAGGCCGUGUUCAACAGGGCCCUGGCACUCACACGCAAACUGGGUUUCCCAGAUGUCAUCCUGCCAGGUGACACACGCAACGACCUGUAUCUGACCCUGGAGAGGGGAGAGUUUGAGAGGGGCGGCAAAAGCGUCCAGAAGAACAUCGAAGUCACGCUCUACGUACUUUACGCCGACGGGGACACACUCAAAGACUGCAUCAGUUUGGGCAGCGGCGAGCCCAGCUCCAGCGAAUAUCGCUCUUUCGUCCUUUACCACAACAACAGCCCUCGCUGGAGUGAGAUGGUCAAGCUGCCCAUUCCCAUAGAUCGUUUCAGAGGAUCCCACCUACGCUUCGAGUUCAGACACUGCUCCACUAAAGACAAAGGAGAGAAAAAACUGUUUGGCUUUGCGUUCACUCCUCUGAUGAGAGAGGACGGGACCACACUGUCAGAUGAAAGCCAUGAGCUAUAUGUGUACAAGUGUGAUGAAAACGCCACCUUCAGUAACCAGGGUCUGUACCUGAGUCUGCCGUGCUGCAAAGAAGACUUCAACAGCUGCCCCAACCUGCCGGCCAACCUGCCCUUCCAGAGGAGCCCCAAAGAAACUUUCUCGGUCUCCACAAUACUCUGCUCCACCAAACUCACACAAAAUGUGGACCUGCUGGCUCUUCUCAACUGGAAGGCACAUCCAGACAGGGUGUUGGACAUCCUCGGUCGAUUACGUCAGAUUAGUGGAGAAGAGAUUGUCAAGUUCCUGCGAGAUGUCCUGGAUACGCUCUUCUGUCUUUUAGAUGACAACACUGAUAAAUACGGACCGCUGGUUUUCCAGUCACUGGUUUUCAUCAUCAACCUGCUCAGGGACAGCCGUUUCUACCACUUCAGACCUGUCAUGGACGCCUACAUCCAAAACCACUUUGCUGGAGCUUUGGCAUACAAAGAGUUGAUUCGAUGUCUGAAGUGGUACAUGGACCGCUCGGCUGAGGUCGUCCGGCAGGACCACAUCCAGGAAGCCAUGAGGGCUCUAGAGUACCUGUUCAAGUUUAUCGUCCAGUCUCGCAUCCUGUACUCCAGAGCCACCUGUGGGAUGGAGGAGGAGCAGUUCAGAGCGAGCAUCCAGGAGCUUUUCCAGUCCAUCCGCUUCGUGCUGAGUCUGGACAGCCGCAGCUCAGAGAACUUGGUGUUCACGCAGGCAGCACUGUUGAACAGUUUCCCGGAUAUCUUUGAUGAGCUGCUGCAGAUGUUCACCGUUCAGGAGGUGGCCGAAUAUGUCAGAGGCACCCUAGGGAGCAUGCCCAGCACAGUGGACAUCGGCCAGUCCAUGGAUGUAGUCAAACUGCAGUCCAUCGCUCGUACAGUGGAGAGCCGCCUCUUCUUCUUCCCUGAGUCUCGUAGUAUUCUGCUGCCGGUGGUUCUGCAUCACAUCCACCUGCAUCUGCGCCAGCAGAGGGAGCUGCUCAUCUGUUCUGGGAUCCUUGCUAGCAUCUUUGCCAUCAUUAAGACUAGCUCAAUGGAGUCUUCUGUUCAGGAGGAAGUGGAGAUGAUGGUGGAGAGCCUUCUGGAUGUGCUGCUGCAGACCCUGCUGUCCAUCAUGAGCAAGUCUCACUCUGUGGAGACGUCCAGAGGCCAGCGCUGCCCCCAGUGCACGGCGGAGAUAACGGGGGAGUAUGUUUCCUGUCUUCUCUCUCUGCUGCAGACGAUGUCAGAGCUCCACUUUCACCAUCUACUCAACAACUUCCAUAGCAAAGAGGAGUUAAAGGAGUUCCUGUUGAAGAUCUUCUGCGUGUUCCGCAAUCUGAUGAAACUGAAUAUCUUUCCCCGAGACUGGAGCGUCAUGAGGCUUCUGACUAGUCACAUCAUCGUAGUGACAACACAGUUCCUGUCUCCCGCGCUCCACAAGAACUUCUCUGAGGCUGACUUUGAUUUCAAGGUGUGGAACUCGUUUUUCAGCCUCACCGUGCUGUACAUCAACCAGCCCAGUCUGCAGCUGGAGGCACUCGGCCCGGCAAAGAGAAAGAAAAUCCUGGACAAGCAUGGAGAUAUGAGAGUCAUGAUGGCUUAUGAGCUCUUCAGCAUGUGGCAGAAAUUAGGUGACAACAAGCCCCACUUCAUCCCAGGAAUGAUGGGUCCCUUCCUCGGCGUCACCUUGGUGCCUCAGACCGAAGUACGAAAUAUUAUGAUCCCAAUUUUCCACGACAUGAUGGAUUGGGAGCAGAGGAAAAACGGCAACUUCAAACAGGUGGAGGCAGAGCUGAUGGAUAAGCUGGACAGCAUGGUGUCGGAUGGGAAAGGCGAUGAUAACCACCGAGAGCUCUUCAGCCUUUUGACCAUGCUGUUUGGGCCUUAUCCAAGCCUGCUGGAGAAGAUAGAGCAGGAGACCUGGAGAGAGACGGGGAUCUCAUUUGUCACAUCAGUCACAAGACUUGUGGAGCGAUUACUGGAUUACAGGGACUGCAUGAAAGGAGAUGAGAUGGAGAACAAGAAAAUUGGCGGUUCCGUCAACCUCAUGAAUUUUUACAAAUCAGAGGUCAACAAGGAGGACAUGUACAUCCGUUACAUCCACAAGCUGUGUGACCUGCAUCUCCAAGCAGAGGACUUCACAGAGGCAGCGUUCACCCUGCUGCUGUACUGGGAGCUGCUGCAGUGGGAGGACCGGCCCCUGAGGGACUUCCUUCACUACCCCUGUCAGAGCGAGUGGCAACGCAAGGAGAACCUGAGUCGUAAAAUCCUCCACUACUUCAACAAGGGCAAGUGCUGGGAAUAUGGGAUCUCUCUCUGCCGGGAGCUGGCUUUCCAGUACGAGACUUUAUAUGAUUAUCAGAGCCUCAGCUGGAUACGGAAAAUGGAGGCAGCGUAUUAUGACAACAUCAUCGAGCAGCAGAGGAUCGAGCCGGAGUUCUUCAGAAUGGGCUUCUAUGGCAGGAAGUUUCCUUUCUUCCUCAGGAACAAGGAGUUUGUCUGUCGUGGUUAUGACUAUGAACGGCUCGAGGACUUCCAGCAAAGGAUGCUGGGGGAAUUUCCACAAGCCAUUGCCAUGCAGCAUCCGAACCAACCAGACGACACCAUCCUGCAGAGUGACGCUCAGUACUUGCAGAUCUAUGCAGUGACUCCAGUGUCAGACAUCUCUGAUGUGCCUCAGCUGGAGCGUGUGCCCGAGAGGAUCAAGAGCUUCUACCGCAUAAACAAUGUCAGCCGCUUCCACUAUGACAGGCCUUUCCACAAGGGGCCCAAGGACCGCGAGAACGAGUUCAGGAGUCUCUGGAUUGAGAGAACGACCCUGAUCCUCUCCCGUCCUCUCCCCGGGAUCUCCCGCUGGGCCGAGGUGGAAAGGAGAGAAGUGAUGGAGGUGAGCCCUCUGGAGAAUGCCAUUUAUGUGGUGGAGAAUAAAACCCAGGAGCUUCGGACUCUGAUCAGCCAGUACCAACACAGACAGCAUCAUGGCAACAUCAACCCGCUCAGCAUGUGCCUAAAUGGGGUCAUAGAUGCUGCUGUGAACGGAGGCAUCGCCAGAUAUCAGGAGGCCUUCUUUGAUAAGGACUACAUCAGCAGUCACCCAGAAGAUACAGAGAGGAUCACUCAUCUAAAGGAUCUGAUGCAGGAACAGGUGCACAUUCUGGGAGUGGGGCUGGCUGUUCACGAGAAGCUGGUGCAUCCAGAGAUGCGUCCUCUGCACAAAAAGCUGGUAGAUCAGUUCCACAUGAUGAGGACAGGUUUACACCAUUAUAUGGUUGGGUCCCAGCAGGGUGUGCCUGGCGUGGAUCGGUUUGGAGCUGCAGGCUGCCCGGGGGUUAACUCUCCCAGAGGCAUCCUCUCCUCCCACAGCCACAUGAGCCCCGAGAGCGUCCGCCUCAUACACAGACACAGCCCUCUGAGCCUCCAGGGAUCGAUCCGUCACUCGUCCUCCUCUCUGUCCUCUCACACAUCGAGUGAGGCAGGAGGAAACCUUGUGCUAAUGAACGAUGGCAUGAUGGGAGAGCACUCUGAGGAUGCGUUACACAUGCAGCCAAGCCCCUCCUCCUCCAGCCUGAGCUCAAUCCGCUCCAAUUCUUCCCAGAUUAUUAACUCUGCCCCCUCGAGUGCCAGAGGAUCCCCAUCCUUGCCCGAUAAGGCCAAACACAACCGGGAGGUGAUGAUCCUGUUGCCGUCUCAUCGUGAGAGGACCAGCAACAUGUACUACAACAUGGCAGAGAAUGGACAGAACAACCACAUGCAGCGGGCUUUACUUCAGCAAAUUAGCCCCUGCAAGCCGUGUGCUGACCCUCACAUGACUCUGCCAGAGAAAGUCUUUCCCAACACUCCCGGCAGCUGGAGUCUGGACGGGGAGAACAGGGAGCCAGUGUCCUACAUGCCGACUUCUACUGGAGGGGUCAUCAUGCCGCCCGUGCCCCCCAGGUCCUUCCCCUCAGGACACUUUCUGAUGCACUGUGAUGCGUUUCACCAUCAGAACAGCGACCCCCCCCCUGCCCUGCCCAUCCGUUCACUUCGGAAGUCUCCUCUCCACCCGAUCCCCGGCUCCCCCACCAGUCCUCAGUCAGCUCUGGGGGGUAGUAACUCCACUCUGUCAGGCAGCGCCAGCAGCGGGGUUUCCUCUCUGAGUGAGAGUAACUUUGGAGGCCAAUAUCCGGACCCCGGCCCUAUCAGGAACGACGCCUUGGAGCCUCUUCCCAGUCACCUGUGGUCCCCCCCUGAUGAGUACCUGGCCUCUCCCUACCUGCACAUUCACUACGGCGGACCAGAGAUUGAGUCCGUGGACCCUGUCCGCCCUUUCCACUACCGCAGCCCUUCAUCACACCCGCACAACCACCAGCACCCUCACACUCACGCCCACCCGGGACUGGACAGCCACUCCCACGGGCCCCCGCCCCACCACCACGCUCCCACUCACGGCCCCCACCACAUCCCUUACCGCAGGCCUCAGCCUCCAGCCGUGCCGCCGAAACCCUACCUGAGAGAGGGCUGCAUCCCAGAGGAGGACCUGCCGCCUCAGCCCAUCCCGCUGCCCCGCAGGAUCUUCCACUCCCCGCACGGCCACCGUGAAGACCAGGGGAAACACCCCUGGGAGCAGUGCAUCAGCGAGGAGCACGAGGAGGCCCAGUGA
Messenger RNA from Trematomus bernacchii (emerald rockcod), 6261 nucleotides. RefSeq names its product dedicator of cytokinesis protein 3-like. Gene Ontology annotation, molecular function: small GTPase binding; guanyl-nucleotide exchange factor activity. The record is from RefSeq and is a predicted model, not a curated record. NCBI's taxonomy places the organism in Eukaryota, Metazoa, Chordata, Actinopteri, Perciformes, Nototheniidae. Gene Ontology annotation, biological process: small GTPase-mediated signal transduction. Gene Ontology annotation, cellular component: plasma membrane; cytoplasm.